AUGGACAGAUACCGAGAAGUAGAAAAGAUUGGAGAAGGUGCUCAUGGAGUAGUACUCAAGGCAACAUAUAUUGAAACAGGAGAGGUGGUAGCACUCAAAAAGGUCCCUUUGCGCAAGUUGGAGCAUGGUAUACCCAACAGUAUCUUGAGAGAAAUCAAAGCGCUUCAAGAAAUAGACCAUCAAAAUGUAGUUAAGCUGCGCGAGGUGUUUCCAUCAGGCACAGGAGUUGUUCUUGUAUUCGAAUACAUGCUCAGUGACCUAGCAGAGGUAUUGCGUAAUGCCAGUAAACCACUCACAGAAGCUCAAAUUAAAGCAUAUAUGCUCAUGCUCUUGAAGGGAGUGGCAUAUUGUCACAAAAACUCCAUUAUGCACAGAGAUCUCAAGCCAGCAAAUCUGCUUAUUUCAUCCACUGGAAUCUUAAAACUGGCCGAUUUUGGCUUGGCUAGAGUUUAUUCGUCUGAUGUUUCUGGACGACCUUAUAGCCAUCAAGUCGCUACUAGAUGGUAUCGUGCUCCAGAGCUCCUGUAUGGUGCACGAGUUUAUGACACUGGCGUGGAUCUAUGGGCUGUUGGAUGCAUUUUUGGUGAACUGUUGAACCAUUCACCACUUUUUCCUGGACAGAAUGACAUUGAUCAGCUAUACUGUGUCAUUGGUAUCCUUGGAACCCCAACAAAAGAAAUCUGGCCUGAGCUCGAGACGUUGCCUGAUUAUGGAAAGAUCCAGUUUCCCUCUUUGCCAUUGGUUGUUUUAGAAAAAGUAUGUCCUGAUGCAUCUGCAGAGGCAAUCCGUUUACUGAAAAAGUUUCUUGUGUACGCCAGUGUUUUGCGUAUCUCGGCUCAAAAGGCAUUGCUGGAUCCAUACUUUUUUAAUAAACCGCUGCCAGCACAUCACCUUGAACUACCGAUUCCCAAAAAACACACUCGUGAGCAGUUUGAUGUUGACAAGCCGCUAGAUUUAAGUCUUUUUCUGCCGCAAUAUCGUCAAAUCCAAGUAUAG
This is a messenger RNA of Batrachochytrium dendrobatidis JAM81, 996 nucleotides long. RefSeq lists its product as uncharacterized. Gene Ontology annotation, molecular function: ATP binding; protein serine/threonine kinase activity. Gene Ontology annotation, biological process: protein phosphorylation. NCBI's taxonomy places the organism in Eukaryota, Fungi, Chytridiomycota, Chytridiomycetes, Rhizophydiales. Gene Ontology annotation, cellular component: nucleus. Bases 1 to 996 code for a protein of 331 amino acids. The record is from RefSeq and is a predicted model, not a curated record. The transcript has 6 exons.